Ctenocephalides felis (cat flea) is the source of this 1135-nucleotide messenger RNA. Its product is annotated as acyl-protein thioesterase 1-like. Gene Ontology annotation, biological process: protein depalmitoylation. Lineage: Eukaryota; Metazoa; Arthropoda; Insecta; Siphonaptera; Pulicidae. The record is from RefSeq and is a predicted model, not a curated record. The transcript has 2 exons. Gene Ontology annotation, molecular function: carboxylic ester hydrolase activity; palmitoyl-(protein) hydrolase activity. Gene Ontology annotation, cellular component: cytoplasm. The coding region runs from base 420 to 1082 and encodes 220 amino acids.
UCAAGCUAUCUAAUUAUAAGCAUACUUAUUGAAUAUCGUAGCUCCCUUAUAAUUCUUAGAUAAUCAAUGUUAAUAUAAAAAAGGCUACUUGCGCCGAUAGCUUCGUUUCCAUACAUAUGGUUCUCGAAUAUCGACCCAAUAUUGUCAUUUUCGUUCUUUUGAAGCGGGGAGAAAAUUGACACUUCUAUUUUAAAAAAUGAAUGUCGCAACUUCAUGUUUGUGUAAUUAGUACAGUGAUUAGAUGAUUUGUGACAAAUAAUAAUUUAUUUAUCAAAGUAGAAGAUCAGAAUUGGCCGACGUAAUAAAUACAAAGUCUACAAAUAGAGCUUGGAUAUAAAAUUUACCCAAUUUCACCACGUCGAAUACUUGUAUACUUGUGAUUGAUUUGUAGCUAGUUAUCACUAUCUUUGUAUAAUAAAAUGUUUAAAGUACCGCCACUUGUUUUGCCAGCGGCAACAAAUCACACUUCUACUGUGAUUUUCCUUCAUGGAUUAGGCGACACUGGUAAUGGCUGGGCGGCAGCCAUGAGUGAAAUUAAGCCUCCUCAUACCAAAGUCAUAUUACCUACUGCUCCAACUAUUCCAGUAACAAUAAAUGCUGGUGCUAAAAUGCCUUCAUGGUUUGACUUACAUGGAUUGAAUCCUAAUACACCAGAAGAUGAAACGGGUUUAAAUGCAUCCACUGAAAAAAUUCACUCUUUAAUAGACAAGGAAGUUGCAUCAGGAAUUCCUUCUAAUCGUAUUGUUCUAGGAGGAUUUUCACAGGGCGGAGGUUUGGCUUUAUAUGCUGGUUUACGUUGCACCAAAUCUCUGGGUGGCAUAGUAGCAUUAUCAUGUUGGCUACCUAUGUUCAGAAACUUUCCUGAUCCAAACCUGAAGUGUUCACCAGACGUUCCAAUUUUUAUGUGUCAUGGUGAUUGUGAUCCUGUUGUUCCAUACAAAUGGGGUCAAGCAUCUCAUAAAGUUUUGAGAAACUUUAUGAAUAAUUGUGAAUUCCAUACUUAUCCGGGACUUAUGCAUUCUUCUAAUCAAACCGAGCUGAAUGAUAUAAAAUCAUUUCUCGAUCGAAUUUUACAUGCUUAAUAAUGCUAAUGAGUUUUAAAAUUAUUUCUAGAAAGUACUUUUAGUUACUGUAU